Molecule: messenger RNA, 5078 nt
Organism: Ictalurus furcatus (blue catfish)
Lineage: Eukaryota; Metazoa; Chordata; Actinopteri; Siluriformes; Ictaluridae
Gene: foxk1
Product: forkhead box K1
Exons: 9
Coding region: 103-2010 (635 amino acids)
Biological process (GO): regulation of transcription by RNA polymerase II
Molecular function (GO): RNA polymerase II cis-regulatory region sequence-specific DNA binding; protein binding; DNA-binding transcription factor activity, RNA polymerase II-specific
Source: RefSeq, a predicted model, not a curated record
CUCAGCCAUUUCUUCAAGUUCCUGUUCAAGUUCUUUUUGUUUUCUGUUUCUUUUCUUUUUAAUACAUAUAUCGAUACACAUCUAUAUAGAAGAGGGGAAAAAAUGGCGGAUUACGCGGACGACACCGGAGCGCGAGCAUUGCUGGCCCUGAAGUCCGCGCCGUGCAGCCCGGUCCGGGGAGCGAGUCCGCCGGCGCACGCGCUCUCGGCCCCGGCGCAGGCCCUCGCGCGUCUCCACGGCCGCGACUUCGAGUUCGUCAUGCGCCAGCGCUCCGUCACCGUGGGCCGCAACUCGUCGCACGGCUCCGUGGACGUCAACAUGGGCCACUCGAGCUUCAUCUCGCGCCGCCACCUGCAGAUCACCUUCGAGGAGCCCGACUUCUAUCUGCGCUGCCUGGGCAAGAACGGCGUGUUCGUGGACGGUGUGUUCCAGAGGAGAGGCGCGCCGCCGAUCCGGUUACCCAGAGAGUGCACAUUUCGUUUUCCCAGCACGGUGAUAAAGAUUCAGUUCACUGCGCUGUACUACAAAGAGGUGCUGCAGGAGGAGGCGCCCAUGUCCCCAGUGAGACCCCUGUACCCGCAGAUCUCGCCGCUGAAAAUCACCAUUCCUGAAAACGACUUCAGAAGCAUGAUGAGUCCUCUGCCUUCUCCGACAGGAACCAUCAGUGUACCUAAUUCCUGUCCAGCGAGUCCUCGGGGUGCGGGCUCCUCUGGCUACCGCUACGGACACAGCAUAACCUCUGACCUGCAGUUGGCGGCCGAGUAUGCGGCCAAAGCUGUAUCAGAGCAUCGCACAGAGGUGUCGGAUCGAGACAGCCCCAAGGACGAGUCCAAGCCCCCGUACUCAUACGCACAGCUGAUUGUGCAGGCCAUAUCGUCGGCUCCAGACCGACAGCUGACACUAAGUGGCAUCUACUCCCACAUCACCAAGCAUUACCCGUAUUACAGGACUGCAGAUAAGGGCUGGCAGAACUCCAUCAGGCACAACCUGUCGCUGAACCGCUACUUCAUCAAAGUGCCACGCUCUCAAGAGGAGCCGGGAAAGGGCUCGUUCUGGCGCGUCGACCCCUCAUCAGAGGCCAAGCUGGUGGAGCAGUCCUUCCGCAAACGCCGUCAGAGAGGCGUCUCCUGCUUCCGGACACCAUUCGGCCCACUUUCCUCAAGGAGCGCUCCAGCCUCACCCACCCACUCCGGCCUACUGUCUCCUCACUCGAGCGGCCUGCAGACCCCCGAGUGUCUGUCUCGAGAGGGCUCGCCCAUUUCCCACGAGCACGAGUUUAGCACCAAGCUGGCAUCGGUGCCCGAGUUCAGAUACUCUCAGAGCGCCCCUGGUUCCCCGGUGAGCGCGCAUCCCGUGAUCGUGGCAUUGCCUCCUCAGCCCUCGGCGUCGGUGGCGAAGCCCUUGGCGUACAUGCCGGCUUCCAUCCUCACCUCCCAGCAAGCCUCCGGUCAGGCCGUGCACGUGCUCCAACAAGCUCCGGCCGUCACCAUGGUGCGUGUUCUCAACGCUGCCUCCAGCUCCGCCAACGGAUACGUCCUGGCUAACAUCGGCUCCGCGUCGGCCGGGGAAAGUUCUGGAGAGCACAGAGGUGCUGUGGACGAGAUGGCAGCCCCCGUCUCCAUCCCUGCAGGCAGCCGAGUGAUUCAGUCUGUGGGGAGCCACUUGAGUUCAGCCUCUAGAGGGCAGCAGAGUUUCACUGUUCUGCAGGCGACUUCCAUGCCUCUGGGUCAGCACCAGCUCCCGGUCCAGACCAUCACCCAGAAUGGCAAACACGCUCUGCCCACCGCCACCAUCUCACCCAACACUUAUGCUUUCACCAACCCUCUUCAGAUCCUGGCAGCACAGGCCUCCACCUCACCCCCGGUGCUAGUGAACAGACCCUCCAGCGUGGAGAUGGAGGAAGCGGGCCAGCAGGAGCCUGAGUCCAAACGGCCCAAGAUGGAGGAUGAUGGCGUGGCGUCGGUCCCCCAGCCUGUCAUUGUGGCGAUGACCCCGGAGGCCAGUGACUGAGCGAGGGAGCGAGUGAGUGGAGAAGAUGGUUAAAGCAAGUCCCCAACAAUAGUGUUAGCACAAUGUGCCAUUGUUAUUGAGGGGAAUUUGUUUUUUUUGUUUGUUUUUUUUGUUGUUUUUUUUUAAUAAUGUCAUUUUCAUUUCUUUUACUAAGAACUUCAGUUAUUUGUGAGAGAACGAGCCCUGAACGAGUCCGCAUAUUAAGGGCACGUAGGAGCUAAAUGAAUUAUCCUUUAAACCUUAAAAAAAAACAAAAAAAAAAAAAACAACGCAAAUGCUGAGAUGGUUUUAAAUUUGUGGGUUUCUUUAAAGAGCAUGGGAAAACGGACCCUUAAAGCUAUUAAAGAGCUGGAUGCAGACGCAAGGCGACGUGCUGCCGUGUAGUUCCUCACAAGGUAGAGUGAAGAGCAGUACUUACUCUGGGUCGGGGCGGGACCAAUAAAAAUGAUAACUAAGCAGCUACUUCUGUACGGGAGCACUGGCCUCUCAGAACUGAAGCAUUAUGUAUUAAGCUUGUUGUAGGCUCGGUUCUCGUGGGUUUCUUUCUCUCAUCUCCAGGGGAACCUUGGCUUUAUUUAUGAUUCUCUGCUAUAAAGCAUAGGUUAGAAACACCAUCUGCAGAAAUUGGAUCGUUAUAACUAAAACUUACACAACAAUUUCACAAAAAUAAAUUUCAUACAUUUCAAGGCCUGACUGUCUCUCUCUCUCUCUCUCUCUCUCUCUCUCUCUCUCUCGUUCUCUCUCUCUCUCUCUUUUUUUUUUUCCCGGUUCCAAGCCUUGAACUCUUUAACAUGCUAUAAAGUAUUUUUCUAUGGUGAGCUAUUACCUUGCGUGUGUGUUUAGAUUUUGUAAUGUCUAGCACAUGCCUGUUCGGGAAUCGAGUCUGCAAACAUUAAACAUGAAUGUAUGUAGCUUUUGUUUUUCUUUUUUUUCUUCUUUUUUUUUCCCCCCCUCAUUCUUUCAUGGCUCCCUCUCGACUAAAUAAUGUGUUAAGAAAUUCGAAUGUGAUGUCCUUAAUGUUUUUGUUUAAAAUGAAACUAAUUUUGAAGUUCAAACCCUUCAGUUAAUAUUAGGGUUAGACAUACACCUCUGCUCCGGAUGACAUGUUUGGCUAAAAAUGACAGUAACUAAUCAGAUAUGUAUUAUUUAAUAAUAAUUAAGCCAGACGUUCAUUAUAAAUGCUGGAAUAUUUCAUUAUUACAAGGGGCUACUGAAAACCAAAUAUGUUUUUCUGUUUUCUAUUUCGUAAGACCCAGGAAUGUAAGAAUGUAAUGAUUAACGUUAAUUAUUAAAGAGGCUACUUUUCCACUGUCCACCUUCCCGUGACCUCACAACGAUGCUGGGAGGUACUUAACGAAUGCUAAACGCUUUUCGAAACGUUCUCAUAACAACUCGUUUUGUUAGACGUGAUUUUUUUAUUUUUCAGUUUAACUAAUAGAGUACAAAUACAGUGUUUGACGAUCACUAACACGGUGGUGUCAGUUUCCACUUUAUAAAAGAAGCAUCAGAACUGAGAAAACACUCGAAAAGACCAAAUGCAUGUCCACUUCAUUUAGUGCCUUGAGCUCUGUAGCAAAGAUACUGCUUCAAACUCUACUACAUGCUGCUUUGGAAGUUAAAACACUGAAGCUUUAUCACUCGUCGGGGUCCGAGUGACACGAUAACAGUGUCCAAUCUGUCGGAACGAACUAGAAACAUGAUCAGAGUUUGGUUCGUGUUCACGUUGUGAGCAAAAGAACCUAAAACAUGUUUGUUAUAAUACCUACAAUGCUGAAAUAAUCAACUUUUAUAGAUAAAUCUAAAUAAGUUUGUCUUCAUAAGCGUACCUGUGACAUGGGGAAGGAGGAAAAGGAGGAGGGAAGGGGGAAGGCUAUUGAGGAAAUCAGAUUUUCCCCCUCUUUUUUAUUUGACAAUGUCUUCUUUAACGCUCUUCUCCAUCUGUAAAUCUACACCAAUAGAAAACAUCCACGCAGUUGAAUCGCUGAAACUGCUGACUUAAAUUGAGUUCAGAUUAAUAAAGCAUUAAGAGCAGUAAGCCUUUUAUUAGGGUUUUAAACCUCUCAGUAAUGAUUAAGCACUUGGUUGUCGAGUUGAGUUUCUAUUCUCCUAACUUUCCACUGCCUAGAUAAUAUUUCACAUACCUUUUUAAUAAAGUGUUUCUAUCAACGAUUAUAUAAACCAUAUUUUGUCAGCUGAUUUUGAUGUAUUUUAUUUGUGUGCUUUCUUUUCUUUCUUUUUUUUUUUUGGUGUUUUAUGCAUAUUAGCUUAUGCAAGUGUUUAUACACUAAACAUUUAUAAUUUAAAAAUUAAGUCUAAUAAACCGAUGCACGUUUUUCUUUCCACUUAUUAGUCGGUAGGACCUUUACUGAUUGUAUACAAACCAUGUUAGUCCUUGUUGAAAAGCAUUGCAUUGUCUUUAGAAGCCAUUAUAUGUUAUAAAGAUCCUGUCAUUCAGUAGUAUUUAUCUGAUAUUUUCACAUAACCUGACGAAAAGGAAAAAAAAAGAAAAGAGUAGACGUUGCUUUCUUUUGUUAUUUCUGAAAUGUAAAGAAAAUCAGCAAUAGUGUCAUUAUGAUUAGCUUUCUUACCGAGUUUACUAACCGAGCGCGUUAUGAACUGUAUGUUUUAGUUGCUGUGUUCAUAUAGGGCUGUUUGUUCAAACCUUUUAUCUCAGCAGCACCAAACUCUACUCUAUGCUCUUAUAAAGUCACCGAGAAUCCUCAUUUGGACUGCUAAAAAUGUCAAACUGAAAGAGAAAGGAAAAAAAAAAGAAAAAAAGACUAUAGAUAAUGGCUGGUUUCUGAAAGGAACUAUUUUUUUAUAUCCAUACCUGUCUUUUCUUUCAAAUGUUUCAAAUAUUGUAUACCCGGUAUCUCGUUCUGUAUCUCGUUAUUCUUCAUUUUCUUUUCAGAUUCAUCCUGAUGACAUGAAAGCAGUUUUAAUGUAAUAAUGCAUUAAUGCACAUCUACGUGCAACUCUGUCUGUCCUCUUUUACUACCUUGUGGAAAGCUCUAGGAAAUGCUGAAAUGUGACCACGGCCUAUUAAAAGGUUUGAGAUGUCCAAGGCA